AUGGACGCCAAGAAGGGGCGAAAACGUAAAGGAAAAUCGAAUUCUUUCGAUCUAAAGCAACUUACAAAGGGACAAAAGAAACAUCUGAAGGAAUAUGGAGAAUUGCAUCCUGUUGAUCUGGAGUGAGUGAUACUUUAAGCUUCGUAUAUUAAAGAUAUAUUAAUUAAAAAUCUGCUUUUAAUUGUGGAAAUUCUACAAAUAAUUACACGUGUUUAUUAAUGGCAUGCCUACGACUCACAAUAAUUUAGCACUGUGUAGAAUUGCCUUCUUUAUUAGCAGCUUUCUUAUAUUUUUACCAUGGAAUGGUCCAAUCCGUGAAUUAAAAUUGUCGUGGAUGAAUAUAAAACAGGAUUUAUUCUAUAAUAUACACAGACAAGCUAUGUAUUACAGUAAUUCUGUCAGAUUAACAUAUCUCAGCUAUCUGUAGCACAUUGGGAUCUGGUGUCAGACGAAUACUCAUGGCGGUUUUUAAGACCACUCAGAUAGAUCAACCAGGCCUUUGUUUUGCCACAUUUUAGAGAUAAUGAACAUGAAACACAGGCAACUACAAUGAAAAAGCCAAAGAAGAUUGAGAGAAUUAUUGAUGAUUCAAUGAAAACGACCAAGGUUUUUUAAUAUUUCUUAAGGAUUUAUAUUUUAUACUUUGUAAAGAGGGUUAAGAAAUAUGCCAUUUCUUAUGGGAUUAUCAACAAUAGAUGAUAAAGUGUUUCUGUUAGAGUAGAGAGAUCUAGUGAGAACUAUUUCUUUGGCCUGUUUUCCAUUUGACAAAAUGGCAACGUUUUUGAGCUAGAAGCUUAGCACGUGAAAAGUGAUGUCGAUGAAGGAAAAAUGUCACUUUAUGUGAUUUGAUUCACGAAGAGCAUGACGGGCGUCAAUGGCACACUCUUGCCACAGGAAUAGCUGGAGUACCUGGAGAAAACCAGGGACAAACUGGAAGGAUGCUCCCUUGUCACAUGCAACUGAGGCAAAUUUUUAGUUAGAAAAGUGUAUAUGCAGGAAUUGAACCCUACAGUAGUUGAAAAUGUGAAACACACAUACUCUAGCCACAGUGUGUCGUGAACACCAUCCUCAAUGCACUGCUAACUUGAUGUACUAUAUGAUCGUUUGCAGGAAAAAGACCAUACUAAAACGAUCCAUAAAGAGAAGUGUGUACAGGUAUGUAUCUCUCUGGGUAAUGGAGCUAGUGUUUUGGUAGAUCCCAAUGUGGUAGAUAUAGGCUUCUUUAAGUUCUUAUAGUACUGUUUUAUUCAGCUGUUGUAAUAUUACAUCCAUUAUUAAAGGAAUAAGUACUGAAUGGUUUUCUGUGCAGGAUUGUGUGAUCCAUGCACAAGGGAUGUCGUGAGACUUUCGGAAAGCAUAAAAACACUCAAACCAUUUGUAAAAUCAGCAUCAUAAAGUAACUAGUUCCACAAUUCAGUCAUUUUAUAAACUGAAAUACCCUCUUAGUACUAUAAAUUGUAAACCUUCAGGAUGUUAAGGACGAUGAUGAACUUGAAGAAAUAUCAGCUUACCAGAAGUUGGUCUCCUCCUUUAUGAAUGGUCAAGCCUUGAGCAAGAAAAAAAUAACAAAAAAACUUACCAAGAAACUCAAUCAAAACAACACCAACAAUGUUGUUGAAAAGUCAACUAAAGACUCUAUGAUGGUUAGUCCAUUGCUAAUUACAGUUAUUUAUCAUUUUACAGUUUUUAAAACUCAAAUGUCACUCAUUGUUUUUUUCCUGUUAUUUGUUAUUCAUUGUUCCGCUUCCACCAUUGAUUAUUUAGGAGAAAAAUUUAGACAUAAAAGAUAACAAAGAUAACGAAAAAUUAGAAGAAGAGGUUUUGAAUUUGAAUGAAGGAAACGAUUCAGAUUCAGAGGAUGAAAUGAAACCAUUGCAAGGAAGUAUGUUUCUUUGCCACAGUUACACACUAGCAAAUUAAUUAUUAGUGAGACAAACUAUCUUUUUCCUUGGUGAUGCUUAUGCAUCAUCUUUCUCUAGUUUUGAAAUCUGACCACUAUCAUCUGAAUGCUGCUAAGAUCUGAAUUUAUUCCAUUUUAAGGGAUGCAGCCUGAACCAUUUUCCCAACAUUUUGAAGUUGAUCUUGAAGAAGAUGUUAUUGAAAGGCUGGGAAAUAGGCCGUCAGUAAAACCAAUAAAAGUAAGUGAAGUUUUACUGACAGUACUUAUCAGCGGAUAAUGGCUUGUUUGGCUGGUUGCUAACAGGGGCCAGUUAUGGUAAGCAUUCCCUGUUUGUGGAAUACUAUUUAGAAAAAACUAUCAAUGACUGUUUUAUAUUUUUAGACUGCAGUUAAGAGUGGUACAGCGGUGCAUUAUCCAUCAUUGCCUGAGGCACAGUUGAAAGAUUUUCCUGCUAUGGACCCACAGUCAACUCUGGAAAGUUUAUGGGUGCGUACAGUAAAUAAUAAAUCGUAGGCAAGAAGGAGCUCAUUGUGUAUGUAAUGUAUCAUACACUAUUAUAAUGAUUUAAGAUGCUGAAUGAUUUAAAAUGAAUUAUUAAUAAUGAAUUGUAUUUUUUCACAUGUUUUAGGUGAAGCCCAAACUUGGUCAAAAUUGGAAUAACCUCAAUCACGAGAACAGAGUAAAUGGUAAGAAAAACUAUCCUUUAAAGAUGAUUUCGACUCCGUUCUGCACACAGUGGCGGCGCCAAAUGCCCCCCCAAAAUUAUUUUUGGCCCCCCCAUUUUGCCCCCCCUCAAAAAAAAUUAUUAGUCACUAAAGGCUACACAAGUGUUCUGUCGUUAUCGGAAAAUGUAUGGCUUAUAAGUUGUCAUUAGUCAUUUGUGAAUGCGCGUAUACAUGAAACUGUUUUUUACAGUUUCAAUAUUAGUUUGUAAAUCUCUGAAUGGUAAAACUUGCCAAUACUCCAAUAAUAUGUUUCAAAAAAAGACAAAAAAGCUUUAGUUUUGCAGAGUUAAAUUCUCAAACGUGUAAGGCAAUAAUAAGAUGAAAGUAUCACGAAAUUAUUUGAAUAAACCACAUCGCAUAUAUGGGGGGCGAAUGUCCUAAAGAGGGACGAUAUUCCUAGGGUAUUUGCCCCCCCCCCCUGGGAGGCGAUAUUCCUAGGAUAUUCGCCCCCGGGGGCGAUAUUCCUAGGAAUAUCAUCACGUUUUGAGGGGGGGGGGCGAAUUUCCUGGGGGGCGACCUUUUUAAAAAUUCGAUCUUGCCCCCCCAAAAUUUGAGUUUGCCCCUCAAAUGCCCCCCCCAAAUUUGGAAGCCUGGCGCCGCCACUGUAUUUUAUAUUGACUAAGAUGUUAUAAUUUGGCUAAACGAAUAUUUUUAUCAUAUUUAAUUUAUUUCAGCUCAUUGCGAUGUUUUCCCUGAAUCACUCUGUUGUUGUAAGUAAAAUUGAAUUGGUCUUCGUAUUUUUCUGUUUCUUUGUAUGCUGUUUUUUUUCUCUACUUCAAUAUGCCAUUAAUAGGAAACUUUAAUAAAGUUUGUCUUAUUUAUAAGUGAAUCUUACUUCUUGUUGUGUCAAUCUUGCACAUAACGAUCCGAGACCAUUUCUCGCGUAAUUACAAAAUGAAAGCAUGCGCCAAUAUUGAUUUAAUCUGUAGUAAUUUCAGUAGGUUCAGAAAUAUUAGAUUUUGUUUCCAAAGAUACUAUAUUGAUAUUAAUAAUAGAAUAAUUCUAACUGGAUACUAUGUUAAUAUUUUUAUCUAUUAUCUUUAUGCAUGGCAUAUUGUGGUUCUGAAUUAAACCUUUUAAUUCGUGUAAUUAUUGAUUUUCACGAAAACAUUAUGCACAUACCAAAUACCCGCAUUUACCUUUCCAUCAUACUUUUUCAUUCUUUCAAUAAGACCAGCCUAACAAUGUUUUGAUGGAACAAAUGGACACAACCAGCGCGAUGUUAACGUGGCCAGAUUUGACAAAUUGCAGUAUUAAUUCAACCAUGCUGUCCGGCUUUGUUGUCAAGUAUAGUUCAACAAAUCUGAAAGACCUAUGCCAAGAAGGAUCGUUCACAACAAGUGUUGAGGUUAAUAUACAUUAUUCUAUAUUGUUAUCUUUAUUACAUUCCCAUGGCAGUAAUUGAAAAAGAGCGUAUUAGUGAUCUAGUCAGAUGUCAUAUAAAUUAGAAUACGUGCCCACAUGAGUAUAAGGGGAACAAAUAAUAUUCCCCUUAUACACCUGUACAGGUAUUUCCCUUAAAUAUUCCCAUUAAUUUUUACUAAAUAUGUCCUACAGUUGCAAACUAAGCAAGACUUAACUCGAAAGGAAGAGCGAUACUCCAAUUUGAAAACAGAGAGAGGGGGUGUUUGGCGAUAAAAAUGUCUUCCGUGUGCAAAAAGUGGAGGAGAUGAGUUGGCACCGUUUCGGUUCGAAAUCAGGAUUCUCGAUUUACCGAGUCAAACACCAAAAGCACACAAAACAUCCAGGGGUCUAGAGACAUGCUCUUCCACAAAACGUUAAGAUUUUUUUGAGACUUAGAAACGUUAUUUCCCGCAUUCAGAUAGCCGGUUUAUUCGUAAAAUCAACUCAUAAACAGUGACAUAAUGACUCAUUUGAUGGACUAGCCGUCUCUAAAUUUUACUCUAAGCUAAAGAAUUUGAAAUAUUUUUUGUCCAACAAGAUCAAACACAUAAUAAAGAGCAUUUGUGGUAAUAUUUGAGAAGCUGAUUAACACUUCAGUUAUUGGUUACUUGACAUGUGCAACCACACCAGCAUCCCAUUUAUUACCAUAUUGUAGGGAAAGAAGGGAUACUCUCUUCGCUUGGUUAGUUCAUAGUUAAUAGAAAUAAACAUGGUUAGGAAGGCCGGUAUACUUCAAAGGAUUUCCUAUUCAAACUUCAACUGAUGUUGAAAUGUAAUUCUGAGUGCACACAUCUUUUGUCUUGCGUUUAUUAAUAUUCAAAUGUUACGGUUCAGCGAUUAAAACGAAGGUUUUUAUUGGGUAAUCGCCUCAUUAUGCAGAAUCCGAGUGCACAAAUUUCCAUAAACUUGGACAACAACAUAGAACAAUGACUUUUUUCAAACUUCCAAACCAUGUUUAUUUUCUAAUAACUAUGGUUGGUUGGAAUAUAGCGAAUGGUGUUAAUUAAACUGUCAAAAAAUUGAGAAUCGAAAUAUUUUCGUUUCAAGCAGCUAGUAAUAGAGUCCUCAUUCAUAAAUUACAUUCUGUUAUAUGCUAUCUUUCCAUGAACGUGAAGUUAUUCUGUUUUAAUUUUUUCAUGAAAAUUCUUACCCAUUCAUCAACUGAUCGAGUCGGUUUACUCAUAACUGUAGUUGUCGUAUGUAUUUGACAUUUUACGCUAAGUUCCUUGCAUAUAUCUUGGCGUAUUAUUCAUUAUACUGUGUCCUCGUUUUUUCAUUGGCUAAAAGCCUACAAAUAAUUUUAGGUAUUUCCGUAUCCCUUAUUAUUGGACGGAGCCCGAGAUAUUUCAGCGGUGCUUUGUGCGAAAAUACAAAUUGGCAGGAAAUUUUACUGAUGAAAAGCUAAUGAAUUUAAUGAAUUUUUAUUUUGUUUUUGAUGUUACUGUGAGUGUAUACCCACACCGUGCAGGCUGAAAAGUUAGCCUAAACACAGCGGAAUGGAAACCGCGACCUUUGGAAUAUUAGUCCAAUGCUCUGCCAACUGAGCUACGAGGCCAAUUCUGUUCGAGUGUGUGGUAUUUCGAAAUUAAUAUGUUAGUGUGCGUUUUGAUGUUAUGUACUCAGGUAAAAAUAUUGUUUUUGAUGUUUCUCUGAGGGUUAGCCUGACCACGUUGGGAAUGGAACCCGCGACCAUUGGGAUACUAGUCCAGUUCGUUACUAGUUUCGUAGCUCAAUUGGCAGAGUAGUAUCCCAAAGGUCGCGGGUUUGAUUCCCACCGUGGUCCGGUGUGAAUAUACACUCAGAGUAUUAACAUCAGAAACAUUAUAUUCACCUGAGUACAUAACAUCAAAACACACACAAAAUAUUUAACAAUUAUACCAUGAGUUCGAGUCGUAUAGCUAUCAGCCAUAUACGACGAGAGCGAAUGGUAUAAUUGUUUUAUAAUAUAAUCUAAGAGCCAUUAACUGAAGAAAUAAUUAAUUAUCCUCUGUUACAAUGUCUUGACAAUUUGCCGGGCUAAAAACUGCUUGGCCUUGAAAAUUUGAAAUACUUUUAACUUUUGUUUUACAACUCGAAGACGAAGUGAAAGAUAAGGUUUUAGAACCGGUAUAUCUCACAGAAAAGGUCAGAUAUAUUAUACAGAUGUUUGGUAGUAUAGUAAGUGCUUGUUGACUGCAAAUUCAUUUGUCUUUCGUUGCGAACUUUUCUGAACAAUCUAUAUUCUUAAUGAACAUGUUUUUUUCGCUGUUGUUUCGGUAUUAAUUCUUUAAAAAACUUGUAUUUAAACUAAUUUCUAUGUAAUAAAUGUAUUUUGCUAACCUGUCAAAUUUAUUUGAGAGUUUUUGCUUGCACUAUUAUCUUUCUCAAAGCGAAUAUUUUCUAUUUUUCUGCUUCGCAAAACGCAUGUAGUUUUUGGACCGCCAUCUUGUCUUCCGCUACUCGCCGUAUAUGAGCUGAUAUACGGCGAGUAAUUCAACCAAUCAGAUUGCAGAACAGCUCAUAUACGAUGAUUGACUAUAUUAUAACAUGAAUUUUUCUUUGUUUUUAAUUUAUGUUUGUUUUAUUUUUUAUUGUCACAGAGUGAAUAAUAAAACAAUUGUUGAAUUCGGCUUAUACGUAGGAUAUCAAGAAUUAUUCAAACCUCGGUCAAUGCUAUCUGAUUCAGCCUUCAUGCUCAGCCUCAUCUAAUAAUUGUUAUUAUUAUACAUUAUAGCAUAGGCUGCCCAAAAGUGCGUGUUGAAAUUUUUACCCUCGCGCGUGGCGCUCGGGCAUGCAUCGUGUCUACUCAGUUUAUUAUUAUGACAAACCGAAAAACCGAAAGUAAUUCGCUUUUUUAACAACCUUAGAAUGAACUUUUGAAUUUAAAACUUUGAGAGAAUGUAGUAAAAUUACCAGUGUUUGAAAUGAUGUAGAUUUUAUAUUGUUUUUGUUUGUAAUUUGCGAAAUAUUCGUCUAGUAAACGUUGUAAUAAAUUUCCGUUAAAACUCUUGCCAACCUUGUCAUAAUAAUAAACUGAGUAGACACGAUGCAUGCCCAAGCGCCACGCGCGAGGGUAAAAAUUUCAACACGCACUUUUGGGCAGCCUAUGAUUAUAGUUGUUAAAUCGCGCGCAAUCACGCAAGUAUAGCUAGCAGAUAACUGAGUUAUCUGAAAAUAAGCCUCAGCCUGCGAUGAUUAACCAAGCAGAUAACUGAGUUAUUUGCAAAUGAGCUUGCGAUGAUUAACAAUAUUUAACACAAACAAAUGAAUAAUAAAACAAUUAUUGAAUUCGAUUUUUGCAAUAUGCAAAAUUAUCGAGGUUUCGGUAAGCAUUAUUAGCCUCGCCUUCGGCUCGGCUGAUAACGCUUACCGCGACCUUGAUAAUUCUGUAUAUCGCAAAACCUCGUCCAAUAAUUGUUAAAUAAUUUUGCAUGGUUAGCGGAUAAUUGAUAUGAAAAACUCUGCUUGGUUACAAUUAUUACUGGAUUGAAGGUUUUGUACGUAGUUCAAACAGAUCCCAUCAUGCAUGUCUUAAUUGUCUAUAUAUUUAUUCUUCAUCUAGGAUGCUCUAAAUCAAUCGCGCAUAAUCGUUCGCCAGCUUCGACCACUAUGCCAGAAUUACACUUUUCAGGUAAAUAGUAUAGAUUUAGUUAACAAUAAUUUAAUUAUGCAAAUACAUUAAGACACCCGCCAACUCUAUAGGGGGCUGACUACAUGAAGCGAUUUAAUCCUGGGCUGAGUUUCAACACGACUACCUGGGCUGAAAAUUUUGUCGAUUGCAUGGACAUUUUCAAUCUGAUUCAGCCCGCGGGUAAAUUUAUCGCAGGCUUCGUGGGUAGUACGAAAUCAACGCGCGAAUUUUGAUAGAAAUACUACAACACGUGCGUAUAAGGAGUUUCAUCCCGGGCUGAAAUGAUUACAUGGCGAGUUUUCAGCCCGGGUAGCUCGAACCGGGCUGAAAUUUCAGCCCGGGCUGAAAUUCUUGCCAUGUAAUCGCGCGCGGGAUUUUAUUGGAAUAUACCGUUUAAACGUUGGGCUGAUACACAGCCCGGGCUGCAAUCACUCCAUGUAAUCAGCCGCUAGGUCUGCAUCCAUCUUAGUCAUAAAAACCUUUUACGGUAAAAGUGAAUGCCUGAAACACGGCUAUCCAUGGUCUUGUCUAAAAGUACACACGAGUGACCACGAAUGACCACAGAUGACCACGAAUGACUACGAGUGACCACGAAUGACCACGAGUGACCACGAAUAACCACGAGUGAUUUCUGUAUUUAAAAGUCAUAAAAUAAUAAUAAAAAACUAUUUUAAGGUCGCUCCAUAGGGGUUUUGCAUUAUACUACACUUUUGUAUUCAGAAAACUCCUGUUUCUUCACUUUACAUUACAUGAAGACGAAAUUUAUUGGACGCAUUAACAAUGCUCUCCUGAACAUUGCAAUUAACUACUUUUGCACUGAAAGUCCGUUAACAUGGUAACAGUGUGAUUUGGAUAAUUAAGGUCAAGUUUUGUCUUUUUUCGGCCAAAAUUUUAAAAUUUGCAGAAAAGAUCAGUUCUCGUAUAAUGAUUUUUUUCUUCAAUUUAAAAAGAUUUUAUGGAACGUUUCUUAGAUUAUUCCCUUCAAUAAAAUUUUAAGGGAAAAGGAUAUUGAGCUUGUUUGGCCGAUAUUAAGAAAUGUGCAAAGUUUUAAAACAAUUCAAAAAUGAUAACCAUUUUUGUAAAAUAUACAGUCAAUUUACAUCCAAUUUGUUAGCGAAUUUGCUUUAGAAAACGCCAGAAUUGCAGUCCUAGAGCUUCAAAAAUGGAAAUUUUUUUCUCCGGAAACAUAGUAUGACAGUGCAAGUCAUUAUUACAAGAAGCUUUAUUAUAAUUAUUACACUUUAGGUAAAUAUUUAUUAAUUAAAAAUUCAAACUUCAUGUAAAAUCCUCUGACAAACCUCCCACCCAACUUCAGAUGCUUUGCUAUGUUCCUGUAGACUGACGUGUACAAUAGUCGAAAAACUAAAAAAAAUUCCCGAACGGAUUUUUAAAAUGGCCGAAAAAAGACAAAUUUUGAGCCUUAUCCUAGGCACGCUGUUGCCAUGGUAACAGACGUUCUGCGUAAAAGUAGCACAUUGUAAUGGUUCAGGAGAGCAUUGUCAAUGUGUCCAAUAAAUUUCGUCUUCGUGUCAUGUAAAGUGAAGAAACAGGCGUUUUCUGGAUACAAAAGUGUAGUAUAAUGUAAAAACCCUAUGGAGCCACCUUAAAAUAGCUUUUUAUUAUUAUUUUAUGACUUUUAAACACAGAAAUCACUCGUGGUCACUCGUAGUCACUCGUAGUCAUUCGUGGUCACACGUGGUCACUCGUGAUCACUCGUGGUCAUUCGUGGUUGCUCGUGAUCAUUCGUGGUCACUCGUGUGUACUUUUAGACAAGAUCCUAAUCCAUGGAGGAGUGUAUUGUGCUAAUCACCACAAAACGCAAUGGUAUAUAAUAACUUAUUGCAUUGUACUGAGACUAAUAUAGUUGCAAAAUAUUAAGUCGUGACUUAUGUCGAAGUCGAGACUUCUUUCCAUAUUGGGCGAAGAUGAAAUGCCAUGAAUCGAAUAGAUGUUUUAUUAUAUCGUACAAAAAAGUCUGUAACAAAAUAUUGUCUUUUGAACGACAAUAAUACAGCGACAACAUCAUAUAUCGGCGGAUCGGAAAAUUUGCUUAAAUAACUAAACAAAAAGUUAAUAAACUUAUUUUUCAUUUAAAAACAAGCGUGUAUAAAAAAACUUAAUUCCAUGUAGCUUUGUAUGUUUAUUGAAAGUAAUUUAACCUAAUUUUACCAAAAAAAAUCACAAGAGGCCCAGGCUCUAUUGGCCUCGGCUCCUGUGAAAAAAAAGUAUACAAUUUUAUACUAACCUCGCGACUGUCGCAAACAAAGAAAUUUUGCAUUUAUAAUUCUAAACAAAACUGUGAUAUAACGUUUCUUGUGCGUUUGAAAUUAACAAAACAACUGAAAUCUUUGAUAACCAGGAAAAAAAGCCACGAUAAGGAACCUUUCCAACAUAUCGUAACUAAUAUCGGGCAUGCACGUGCAUGAAGACCCGUGAUUGGCCAAUUGCAUCAUUUCCAUGUGAGCGUGCAUAAUAAUUAUCUCGACCGUCGAUGUUUCCCUCGGCUUCGGCUCGGGAACAUCGACGGUCUCAGGUCCACAAAACACACUGUUUCCCUCGGUCUCAAAUUAAAGAACAAAUGAACGUAAAUACAUGAAAUAUUUUAUUGUUAAAACGUUAUACUAAAAACCCGCAGCACUACAGUUACUUAAAGCGAAAGUUUUAAUUACGUACUAGGCAUGUCCAAAGGUCGCAUCUUCACGUGAUGGCGCGCGUGAUUUUUUUUUGUUAUUCGCUGGUCGAUAACGUAUUAUCUUCCUCUCGCGCUGUUGCGAGGGAGACAGCCUAAUUUCGUCACUCUCACGUGAUAUGCUCUCAACCAAUAAAGCACUAGAAAAAUGCGACUUUGACUAUUGAUAUAUAAUAAUAUAUCUCAGUAUUUUUGCACAAGUGAAUAUAAAAUACAAGUCGAUUGGUCAAAUUUGACGUAUUAAGCUUUUACAUUCACCUAUAGGUGAAUAGGCCUAUAACAAAACCGAAAUUUGCAAAAUUGCGGCCAGCUGUUUUGUCCAAGUUACUGAUAAAGAAAUAUAUGGGAAUUAAAAUAAACUCAGUGCAAAAAAAAACACAAAAGACUUAUGUAAAAAUACUAAGACAAUUAUUCGCUUCAGGCUCGGUGAUUAUCGGGGAAUAUUCACUUCCCUGUGAAUAUUCCCCGAUAUUUACCUAGCCUUCGGCGAAUAAUUAUUAAAUCUUCGGUGAGCAGGGGACAAUAGUAGGUUGUAUUGGAUAUAGCGUAGUCCAUGCGCAGGGAAUGCAUGCAGUGCAGUCCGGAACGCGAUCACUGCUCAGCGCAUAGUCUCUUGUUUUCUGCGAUGUACAUAUAGUAGCCAAUAUGAUCAUUAUCUUUCAUUUGCACUUAUAUGUUAUAUAUAUUUUAUAUAGGUCAUAUCAGUGUUUAGUAUCUACGGGUGUGGAAAAUGUGUUCCCACGUGUCAUUCCUCAUUUAAGACAGGGAUACCUUCAAAGUUAUAUUCAUUCCGAAUGACAAUCAUCCAGACAUCAGGUAGGGGUUUCAUUCCAAAAAGCGUUGUUCAAAAUGAAAAAUAGUUAUUAAGAAUAAAACAAAUUACAGAAGAGCAGCAAAAUCAUCCACCAAUCACCAAUUUGGCAAUAUAUAGGCCUAUAUUCUACAAAUUUAUCCCAACAAUUCCGGCGAAGGUUUACAUUUUAGUAAAUAUAUUAUUUAAUCAAUGUCUUGUUGUCACCAAAACUUCUUUAAUUAUAAAAUUCAUGAGAAUAGACCUUAUGCAUAAUGACGUCACAAGGCUUGAUGUCCGCGAUGAAUGCUGGUCUUAGUAGUCAUCGCCCGGGAAAAUUUCGAUACUGGCCAUUUUGAGUUGUUUAAUUUUCCCGGGCGAUGAAUAGCAAAACCAGAAUUCCUCGCGGGGCAUCAAGCCUUGUGUCGUCAUUAUGCAUAAGGUCUAUUGACUCGCAAUUUUAGAUGCAUAAUAUACCCAGGUGAUCUGACGGUAAACAAAAGGACUGGGACUAGCAACAGAAUAGAAAUCCAGUUUAGUGCCUUUAAUCACUUGUCACGCCCUGAUUCGUUUGUGAAACUAUUUGAAACUGUCUGUCUGUGUCCUGCACAGGGAAAUAGAUAUCUGGGACAAAUUUGAGAUAGAAAUCUAAUACCAUUAAUGAGAUAUUGAGUAAUUUUAAACCAGAAAUGGAUUUCUAUUUUACAACUAGUGCCAGGCCUUUUCCGAGUUCCGAGAUCACCUGGACUGUAGCAGGCUCAAUCAUCGGUUUACCUGCAAAUCAAAUGAGCGCAUAGUGAAAACCGGUUUGAGCCGGUUUCUUGGGAGAAACCAGGCUCUUCUCGCAGGGAAUGUAAAUUGAAUCUAAAAGCUGAUUUACAUUACACGAAUUGUACGGGUACCCAAAAACGGUACGAAUGACCUAUUUACUUUUAUUUUCUUAUAAAUUCUUUGCAUUUAUAAUUCUUGGCAUUAUAAGUAUAAUUUGGUUUUGUAAAAACAGUUCUUGAAACUGCACUGUCGCUUUGUUUUUGUUAAACGUAAAACCUCAUAAGAAAGGGUGGAAUUUUAUGCGAAAAACCUUUUAAAAGUAUGGUAAAAUAUCAAGCAUACUUAAUUAAACGUAAAUUCAAUGUUAUAUAUUGAUCAAAUUGUAAAGGACAUAUCAUAACGAGAAUUUAGUUCAUUUGGCGUAUUUAUUUUAAAUCAAAUUUAUUAUGGUACUUUUUCAUUCAGAAAUACAUCGUUCCAUCAAGCAAACCGAUAAUUUGGUGAAAGGUGUAGUUGUUGGGGCGGUUGUUCUCGCAAUAACAAUUUUCUCCGCUGUGAUUAUAAUUUUUUGCAAAAAGAAACGUGGUAAGAAAUUAAAUAUUUAUCCAGUGAAGAAUUAUUGUGACACUUUAUGUCAAUUAUUUAGGGAUACAUAAACAUAAAUAAUUCUCGGUACACGACUAAUAAACAUACGUCCGAACAUUAACGGUUCAAUUGAUGCUUCGUUAUUCAUGCGUCCAUGGCAUCAAGUUUAUUGCAAGUUAAUUGCAUGUUGAUUACGUGUUAAUAACGGAUAUCUGAUAAACAAAAGAUGAGAGAAAAGUCUAUGACUUGAGUCAUACUUAACAGAGUUUUUUCGUUUAUGAUAAUUGUUUAUCAUAAACUCAGAAACGCAAGGGUGUGGUGACCAAGCGAGUUGUUUCAAUAUAUCUCAUUACUAACUGUAAUGGGGAAAGAGCAUACACCCAAAUCUUCCUUUGGCAUCGGCUCUGUUAUUUAGAAUAGUUCUAUUCAAGUUCUUAUGGAAAACUGCUUGUUACGGCCUGAGAUACAAAUAAAUCUUAUAUACUUGAAAUCAAGAGGUUUUGCCGUUGCAUGCUGGUGCUUACCAUGUCUUUGACUGCUAGAAAACAUGUACUCAUUUAUUUUGAUAGUUGUUUAAAAUAAUGUAAUUGUAACUUGAUUCCAUAAUCGCUGUGAUCUGGAAAACCUGAGGCGAACUCCCUAGCGACACAUUUUUGUAUACCUAGAUUUUUCCAAGUGUCGUUAAAACAUAUUGUAUUGGCUCUAUUUGGCGCAACGUUACAUAUAAGGCACUGUCUAUAUUUACUUAGCAUAUUUCGUAGAUUGAAUUUUAAUUUUCUUCUGCGGAUAAGUACCCCAAAAUAAUUUCUUAAUUUAAUCACUUCUUAUUUUCAUUUUCAAAUAACAGCAGACGAGAAUAGUAAAGAACCUGAUACAAUUCCGAAGGAAAGACCAGGUAUUAUAUUAAUUAACAUUCAAUUUAACGCCUUAAUGACAGACGUAACCUUUUGGUCGCCGCCUGAGUUUCGCCAGUCAGUAACGGAUCCUGAGCAAAGAUGACGUGGUCGUCGUCAAAGUUUGAGGUUCUUGUCUGAUUUUUAUGGAUUCUAAGCACGUCGCUGUAGAUACGAAAUAUUUGAACGACUCAGAAAUGUCGUGUUUACUUUUUGUACUCGUGUAUGAAUGUUUAGUGAACUGUAACCAAAUAUUAAUGGUGCCAGAGCUUGGCACCUCAGAUUCGCAAUCUGUAUACCAUUUUCAGUUCAGACCGGGACCCAAAAUUAUACAACUGCAAGCAAAUUAUGACUACAAUAUUUAAGAAUACUUCAGCGCAUGGUAUAGCAUGAUAUAACAUUUUUUUCGGAAUUCGUCAACUCGAGCCCCCACAUCCUCGUACCCAGGGUCUUUUUGGGAAAGACCCUGGUAUUGUCUGGUCACGCGACUCUUCAAAAAUUAGUUCUUCGCUCACUUCCCCGGUGACAAAACGCUACUUAGUUACCCACCCUAAUAGAAAUUCAUUGUUACCUCCCAGAUUCUGGGAGACACAUGACGAGGCAAUGCCAGGGUAUUUUCUCAGCAGGUGGCCGGUCACCGAGCAUAAGAUAAAAUAGCCUGGGUACGGGGUUGGAACCGCCAUCUUUUUUUUUAUUAGACAGAUCUAUUUUGUCUCACCAUAUGUUGACGUGACCGAUCAGCGUAAUAGUACAUAAAUCUUUUAUUCUUCAUCUAAUUCCGCAUACAAUACAUGCAAUUUGGCUUUCUCUAUAUCAAAUUAUCUUUUUAGAAGACUAGUUUGUUCCUUUCUUCCAUCUCCAUGUUGGAGUAUAACUACCUGUACAUAUGGCGUUAUAUCCGAAACUAAAUUUCUUAAUUUAAAGGACACAUUAAAUAUUGUAAUUUGUUAUGUCUGUUUAAUAUGCAACUGAGCUAGCAUAAGUUUUGGAACAUGAUCUAACAUUUGAUAUUUGUCCGAAAGCUAAACAAGCCUCAAGCAACGCAAUGAUAUUUAAUUUGAUCGAUGUGUCGCUGGUAUGAGAUCAAAAUCACACGCACUGUAUAGCCCAGGCUUUCACAUUGAUUGUCUACCUUUAUUUCAGUAACGGAAGUUUUCAUCGCUCAUGGCAGUCAUUGCAAAGAUUGUGAAGAUGCCGUGCUCUCUGUGGCUACAUAUCUUAACAUGACAGGUCAUUGCAAAUGUUUCCUUGAUUUAUGUUCACUACCAAAGGAAUGGUCACCAGGCAUGACUCAAUAUUAUGAAAAUCAAAUUGCGAAAUGCCAAAAAGUUAUCGUCCUUUUCACCGUAAACGAAAUUCACGAAUUGGAAGAAAACGUAAAAGGUAAGGAAGGUGCUCGACCAGUACAGACAUUCCUCUUUUAUAAAAGGUUCCUCUUUUCUAACCAAAAGAGAAAAUAGUCUGUUCCCGAGGGAUAUAGUUAGUUUUGUUCUCCCGAGAGUUUUAAUUUUUCCUGAGACGAAAUCGAGGCAAAGAUUGAGAUUCGAGGAAAAACAAAACAAAGUAUUUCCCUAUAGGAAACAGAUAUUAAGUGUUUUGUUAUAUAGUGACGAAGAAAAAUAAACAACAUUCACAUGACAAUUAUAUCUCAUGAAUAGAACUCUUUAUUGGAAACCAUUUUGACAAUAGAAGAAUCUGCUAAAAGUUUUCACUUUAAGCAUCAUUUCCCAUUGCCUGUUGAGUAUAUUUCGUCUCUGUUUCAUACUGUAUUCUUUUCGUGAACUGGAAAAACGUUCUUUCUAAACUUUUGCCUCCAUUCUGAGCAUUUAUGCGCGUAUCCAACAAUUUUUCACUUUUGCUUGGUGGGAUACGUUGCAUUUAUUUAAAUCACGUCACCACAAAUCAGCCAAUCAUAUUUAUAAUAGUUUUGUUUGUGAAAACACCACGUAAAUUUAUUGCUGCAAAGCUUUCGAUCCGUAAGCCGGGAUCUUCGUCAGUGCUAAUGAUAUGACAUAAUAUGACAUAUUAUUAGCACUGAUGAAGAUCCGGGCUUACGGUUCGAAAGCUUUGCAGUAAUAAAUUUACGUGGUAUUUCCACAAACAAAACUAUUAUAUGUUUUUUCGCCAUGUAAACAUGCAAAGAACCAAUCAUAUUUAGUUUAAGCACUAGCUAUAUAUAUAUAUAUAUAUAUAUAUAUAUAUAUAUAUAUAUAUAUAUAUAUAUAUAUAUAUAUAUAUAUAUAUAACACAGAGCGCUUAUCCAACGGUCACAUUUAAGCCACUUCGGCUCAGCGCAGAAGGAACACUUUAAUCAGUUGUACUGAUAUAAUGCAUAUAGAAGAAUGAACCUUCUAUUCUUAAGGUUGUUGAGACAAUCUGUCGUGUACUAAUUAACUAGACUAUUGGUGAAGAUCCGAAUGUUUUCGUUGAACUGUUUCAUUCUUUAUUCAUUCAACACCUUAAGAUAUUACGUGCAUGAAUACAUGGUAAUCAAUAGACCAAAUGUUGUUGAUUUAAAAUCAGUAAUAAAACAAGUACUGGUGUGAGACAUUGUUUGUUAAUGUUAUAAUUAUCAGAUGAGAAAACCACAUCUGACAGUAAUUAACCAAUCUUGGCUCCGAUUCCAUGUGGUGAAUAUAUAUGUUAAAAAACUAGGAAGUUGGUAUAUUUAACCAAUCUUGGCUCCGAUUCCAUGUGGUGAAUAUAUAUGUUAAAAAACUAGGAAGUUGGUAUAUAUAUAUAUAUAUAUAUAUAUAUAUAUAUAUAUAUAUAUAUAUAUAUAUAUAUAUAUAUAUAUAUAUAUAUAUAUAUAUAUAUAUAUGUAUGUAUAAGAGAAGAGAGUAUUGGAGAUUAGUCUAGGACCUGUAUAUGAGUUUGGAUGCGUUUCAUUUAGCACAGGUAAUCUCAACUAUUUUAGGGUAAAAUGACCAUGGCGGUCAACAUGGCAUAUGUGCCAAAACCUGAAUCCGGGACGAAAGUCCUGUAAAUGACCCCGCCCUGAAAGGGCAGUGUCGACAUAGCUCUAACUUCAGAAAACAAAAAGCGAUAGUCUUUCUGAAGUGCUUAUAGUGUUUAAAAGGGUUGCUUUUAGGGGUGGUCAUUGGAAGAAAAAAUUUGUCUAAGUAAAUAUUUUACAAGAAAAUGACCAUGCACCACCACAGGUAAAUUGCUAAUUAUGCAUAAAAUAACUAAUAUGCCUGGCAGAAAUUAAAUAUUCUUAUUUCCUAAAAAAAAUUUAUCAUGGGGUAAAAAACUAUGCUUAAUUUAAUAUAAAUAUUGUUGAUAUCAUCAGGAUUGUCAUUGUUUUCUUUAAAUAUAAUACAUUAUAUUUCAUUUACCCCCCACGAAAACACGAUUUCAGCCAUAUUUUGCCGUCUUGUUUGCUUUUUAUCGCCGAAUCUCGCAAAUAUCAUCUAGUUAUUGUACUUUUACAUAAUCAUAAAUGGCUGAAAAAGAUUUCAAAGAAGGUUUCAUCCAUUUUAGAAACAGUGCAGUGUAUUUUAUCUUCGAUAUUGUGUCCUUUGAUAUUUCGUCGAAUUGCCGCCAUUUUAAUGGCUCGCCGCUUCUCUGCACGAUAAAUACCACUUCUUCGUUUUCAUAUGUAUUUAGAUUACAUUAUCCAGGAGUAGUUCAUUGUAGAAUAGUCCCAAUCCAAAAAUUGGAAAUAUUAUUUAUAUUUGGGGGGAAAAAACCUCCCAUAAUAGUUGUCCUGACAGAAUUCAAAAGAAGUAAUUUAAAAGUCACGCGCAAGUUCGCGAAAACACCUCGUGGGUUACAUAACAGGGGGGGUGAAUAUUUUCACGAAACGUUUGUUCGCCACCACAGGCCACAGCAACCUAACUAAGUACAUUAUAUUUAUUGUAUAUUUGUGAUUAUAAUAAAAGCAACAAAUAUUUGCGUAUUUUUAUCAUCAAUUAUAAAAAUACAAAAAAUAUAAUACAUUUAGUUAGGUUGCUGUGGUGGCGAACAAACGUUUCGUGAAAAUAUUUUCCCCCCUGUUAUAUAACCCACGAGGUGUUUUCGCGAACUUGCCCGUGACUUUUAAAUUAUAUUUUACUUCUUUUGAAUUCUGACAGGACAACUAUUAUGGGAGGUUUUUUCCUCCCAAAUACAAAUAAUAUUUCCAAUUUUUGGAUUGGGACUAUUCUACAAUGAAGUAUAUAUAUAUACUCCUGGAUAAUGUAAUGUAAAUACAUAUGAAAACGAAGAAGUGGCAUUUAUCGGGCAGAGAAGCGGCGAGCCAUUAAAAUGGCGGCAAUUUGACGAAAUAUCGAAGGACACAAUAUCGAAGAUAAAAUACACUGCACUGUUUCUAAAAUGGAUGAAACCUUCUUUGAAAUCUUCUUCAGCCAUUUAUGAUUAUGUAAAAGUACAAUAACUGGAUGAUAUUUGCGAGAUUCGGCGAUAAAAAGCAAACAAGACGGCAAAAUAUGGCUGAAAUCGUGUUUUCGUGGGGGGUAAAUGAAAUAUAAUGUAUUAUAUUUAAAGAAAACAAUGACAAUCCUGAUGAUAUCAACAAUAUUUAUAUUAAAUUAAGCAUAGUUUUUCACCCCAUGAUAAUUUUUUUUAGGAAAUAAGAAUAUUUAAUUUCUGCCAGGCAUAUUAGUUAUUUUAUGCAUAAUUAGCAAUUUACCUGGGGUGGUGCAUGGUCAUUUUCUUGUAAAAUAUUUACUUAGACAAAUUUUUUCUUCCAAUGACCACCCCUAAAAGCAACCCUUUUAAACACUAUAAGCACUUCAGAAAGACUAUCGCUUUUUGUUUUUUGAAGUUAGAGCUAUGUCGACACUGCCCUUUCAGGGCGGGGUUAUUUUCAGCACUUUCGUCCCGGAUUCAGGUUUUGGCACAUAUGCCAUGUUGACCGCCAUGGUCAUUUUACCCUAAAACAGUUGAGAUUACCUGUGCUAAAUGAAACGCAUACAAACUCAUAUACAGGUCCUAGAGUAGAUAGUAUGAUAGAAGAUACAGUCAUGAGAAAUGAACAAGUUUAAGAAAAGUAAGAAAAUAGGAAAGGAUAAAAGGAAGGUGGAAGAUUCUGCAAAUGAUUUAAUUAUUUGUCCAGUAUAUUACUUAAAAUUUUAAGUUAUCGCACCAAAUAUUUUGUCAUGACGGACAGUAUGUGCAUGUUUUGAAUGAAUAUAGGCUAUGCGUUAGUCAGAGUGGAGUUUAAUUUAUUUGGUACACUGUAUACAUGAUCAGGUAACGUGUGCUUGAUUGUUUCCUAAGAAAUACUUUCUUAUUUUCAGUACGGAACUUUAAAUACCAAAAGAACCUAAUUCGUUCAGAACUCUUUGCAAAUUGUCCAUCAACAAAGUUCAUCCCAGUUUACAUGGAUUUCUUAUCCGAUCUCGAUGUUCCCUCUUUCCUGAGAAACAAGAAAUCUUUCUCAUUGCCAUCACAGUUAACAGAGCUUAUACUAUACAUUAUUGGAGAACCAGUAUGCAAGCCAGUAUCCGUCUGUCCAAUGCUGUCAAUUGAAGAAGACAGUAGUUUGAUGAAACACAAGAAAAUCUUGGAAGGCAAGAUCAAAGAUUUGAACGUAAAACAUCAGAAGAAGUUGAAAAUUAAGAAUAACAACACGCUUGCAAAGGUACAGCAAAUACAUUAGUGUACUAAAAAUACAUGUACAUCACCCCAAAAAACUAAACCACCGCCUUUUAAGUACUGUUUAAUUACUAAACGAGUAGGAGUGUUUUAUUAGGUUUAAAGUCCUAAUUAUUAGACCUAAUAAAACACGACCUGCGAGUUACGUUUAUUAAACGGCUGCAACCACGACUACAAAUUCAUUAGAUAUACCGCUUUAUUAUAGUAUUCUUUAUAUAAAGAAUAUUAAUGAGGACACGACUACAAUAGAUACUGCCUAAUUAUUAGUAUUCUUUAUAUAAAGAAUACUAAUUAGGAGUGUUUUACCAUGUUUAAAGCCACUGCAUGUGACAUAUUAUGGUUGAUAUGAUUUGUCAAUAAGCUUAUGAAUUAUUAAUGAGUGUUUGAAGAAUAAAUAGUCCAAAUUUUAUCUUGGCUGUGCGCAUUAUAUUGUUCUAAUACGUUAACAAUAUAUACGCAUUAUUUGGUGAUCAAACAGUCGACGGCAUAACCUCGUACCCUGGUCUUUUGCUUUUGAGCCCUGAGGACGAAGUUUUCGACCGCAAUGUUCACAUUAAAGAGAUAACGUCUCCUUGACAUUCAGUGCUUAAUGACUGGGACCGAGGGAGGCAGUAUGUUUUGUGGACCCAGCAGAGGGUUCACAAAACGUACUGUUUCCCGAAGGUUCCACUCAAUCAAAGAAAACAAAAAAAGCUCCAAAACAGAAAGAUUAUAUUAUUGAUUAGUCACACGGCAUUGGCUUUAGAUUGACGGGAAGGAUUUGGUUGUGGACACAUUAUUAAAUGGUGGAUAAAAGGAGGCAAAAUAAUGUCCACCGCGGCAUGUUGCUGUGAGGCAGUCGAAUUUCAUGACUUUGACAUGAUACGUUUUCGUCCACCAUAGUCUGUCAAGAUAUGGUGGUCUGGAAGCCCGGCCUACUUCAGGCCGCAAAAUAGAAGACCUUUGUUUGAUAUGGGGCUUCGGUGGCGCAGUUGGCAGAGCAAGCUCCUUUGAGUUCGUGGGUUCGAUUAUCGCUACGGACUCAUGUGAAAAGAGUUAGUCAACGCUCUGCCGAAAGUCGUGGGUUUUCUCCGGGUGCUCCGGUUUCUCCCACAGAGAAAGUUGACAGGGUGGGUUAGGACAAACACAGUUAAGAAAGUAAGAUCACAAUUGUUGUAAAGAUAAAAUAAUCUAGGCUAAGUAUGUAAUUAUGUAAGAAAUAUAUGUACUUGCAUUGUGUAAAAUUAAUUAGUAAUCAUUUUAAUCUUUUUGUUAUUUAUGUUUAUAGAUCGUAUGA
Messenger RNA from Paramuricea clavata, 20244 nucleotides. NCBI's taxonomy places the organism in Eukaryota, Metazoa, Cnidaria, Anthozoa, Malacalcyonacea, Plexauridae. The record is from the annotation of a GenBank genome assembly.